Cooperia oncophora is the source of this 1578-nucleotide messenger RNA. NCBI's taxonomy places the organism in Eukaryota, Metazoa, Nematoda, Chromadorea, Rhabditida, Trichostrongylidae. The record is from the annotation of a GenBank genome assembly.
AUGGCACGGAAGAAACGAAUAGAGUCUGACGACGAUAGCGACUUCAGCUCAGGUGAUGAGAAACCAAAGAAGAAAGCAGCUAAGAAGCGACAAUCUUCACCAGCGAAGUCUCCACCAGGUCUCAAGAGAAAGCAGGCCAAAACCAACACACCGGCCAAGUCCACUAAAGCUGUCUCGAAGGAUAACAAGAAGAAAGCAGAACAGAGACAAGAUGCUAGUUCGUCUGGAGAGGAAAACGAAUUCGUCGAAGAAUUUGAGAGCGAAGAUCUUCUGAGAAUGGUGAUACCUCCAAGGCCACAACCGUGCAUGAAACCAGAUGGUAGCGGAGCUAGACUCGUCAUUAGAGAAAUCGUUGCCACCAAUUUCAAGUCUUAUUACGGAAGACAGAGGAUUGGCCCAUUUCAUAAGAAUUUCACUGCCAUCAUAGGUCCUAAUGGCUCAGGAAAGAGUAAUGUUAUUGACUCGCUGUUAUUCGUUUUCGGCUACAAGGCCUCGAAGAUUCGCUCCAAGAAAUUAUCUGUGCUUAUACAUUCGUCUAGAGGUCACGAUGAUAUCAAUAGCUGUUCUGUCGAAGUGUUUUUCGAGCAGAUUGUUGACAAGGACGGGCAUUUUGAAGUUGUUGAAGGCAGCGAGUUCAGCGUUUCGAGAACUGCUUACAAAAAUAACAACAGUGUGUAUGCUUGGAACGGCAAGACAAUGUCUAUAAAAGAAAUAGCUGUUCGUCUGAGAGAUCUCGGAAUCGACCUGGUUCACAAUCGUUUCCUUAUUCUGCAGGGUGAAGUAGAGCAGAUAGCCAUGAUGAAGCCCAAAGGUGAAUCCGCACAUGAAGAAGGCAUGUUGGAAUAUCUGGAAGAUAUCAUUGGUUCUAGUCGUUUUAGGGUACCUAUUGAAAAACUAUCCGCAAAGGUGGAAACUCUGAAGGAGCAAAAAUCCCAAGCUUUACAACGGGUUCGAGCAGCUGAUAGGGAAAAAGUAGCUCUUGAAGGACCAGUCCGUGAAAUGAUCUCGUACCUGAAGGCCGAAAACCACGCUGUACUUCUGAGAAACCAGCUUUUCCAUAUCAAGCUUUUCAAAAUUCUGGAAGAAGUCGAGGCAGUUCAGCCGCUGCGAGAUGCUGCUUUCGAGAAGAAAAGCGGAGUAGAUAAAGCUCUGAAAGAUGUCCUUGACGCUCGUGAAGCAGACAAUGAUCGACUUGAAGCUGCUCAAAGGGACGAAACGCGUGUUCGUGGUGAAGAGAAGGCCGUCCGUGAUGAAAUUGGCGCUCUAGAGCGGUCAGCUAAGGCGCGAGCGAAUACUCUGAAGCGAAACGUGGCUGACAUUUCUCGAGUAGGGGACGAGAUCGAAAAGGAAAAACAGAAGCUUGAAGAACUGAAAGGAGUUCCUGCGAAAGCUGCCGCUAGACUGGAGGUUUUGAAGGCCUCCAUCGUCGAACUAAAUGAGCUGGAACGCAGCUGGGGUUUCGCCAACAUUGCAUCUUCUCGUCCAGUUACUGUAGUGCUGGAAGUCUGCUUGCGCUCACGUAGGGCUGUUCUGCUUUUCUUUUUCUUUGUUACCAUGGGACCACUGCAAGUAUUUUGA